AUGGCCAAAUUCGCAUUUUUCUCUUUGAUCUGCCUGAUUUGCGCUGUGAUCGGUCAAGCUGGUCCCACGGCGCGUGUUGUGGGUGGUGUGGAUGCUUACGAGGGUCAGUUUCCACAUCAAAUUUCGUUACGUCGCAAUUGUUCACAUACUUGUGGUGGUUCGAUAAUUAGUAAAAAUUUCAUAUUGACCGCAGCGCAUUGUGUGGGCACCACAGACGCCGCGGGUACCUAUUACACCUACAAUGCAACCACCUUCACUGUACGUGCCGGUUCCACCGAUCGUUUUCGUGGCGGCGUUGUAGUCAAUGUCAAAGAGAUCAUCACCCACGAGAAUUAUGGAAAUUUCUUGAAUGAUGUGGCGCUGUUGCGUUUAAGCGAGCCAUUAAUCCUAUCGAAGAACAUUCAACCUGUUAAGUUGGCUACAAAAGAAUUACCCUCCGGCACGCCGGUCAUAAUUUCAGGCUGGGGUCGCCUAAAGGCUGGUGGUGAUUUGCCACAAAAGUUGCAGUGGAACACAUUGUCGGCAAUCUCGCGUGACGAAUGCAAAGCGGCCAUCAAUUGGGAUAGUGAUGCUCUUAUUUGUCUGGCGCACAAUCCUAAUAACGGUGCAUGCAAUGGUGAUUCAGGUGGACCUGCUUUGUACGAGAGCGAAGUGGUGGGCAUUGCUGGAUUCGUUUAUGGCGGUUGUGGUACUGGCAAUCCAGAUGGUUAUGCUAAGGUCUACUAUCAUGUGAAUUGGAUUAACGAACAUGCUGGCUUAUAA
Molecule: messenger RNA, 762 nt
Organism: Rhagoletis pomonella (apple maggot)
Lineage: Eukaryota; Metazoa; Arthropoda; Insecta; Diptera; Tephritidae
Product: serine protease SP24D-like
Exons: 3
Coding region: 1-762 (253 amino acids)
Biological process (GO): proteolysis
Molecular function (GO): serine-type endopeptidase activity
Source: RefSeq, a predicted model, not a curated record